AUGUUCAGCUCACCCCUGAUCCACAGCGGCGGCAAGCAGGGCGUGCGCAGCAGCCCCCACCUGGGCGGCUCCUCGACGCCCGGCGGCGCCGCCGCCGGCGGGCCGUUUGCGGCGGGCGCCCUGCAGGACGGCGGCGGCGGCGCCGCCGGCGGCGGGGGGCUGGUCAACCCGUACCUCGCCGGCCUCCCCAGCCGGCGCGGCGGCCUGGCGGGCGCGGGGCGGCGCAACAGCGCGGGGCUCGACUUCCCGCAGCGGCUCACGCCCCUAGCCGAGGCGGCCCCCGGGCCGCGGCAGGUGCCGCCGCACGUCGCGGCUGCGGCGCGCGACGUGAUGACGGGCCCGCUCAUCAACAGCCGCCUGAGCGCCAUAGUCCUGUCGCACCUGCGCCAGCAGCACCGCGCCGCCUGCCUGGCUUCCGCCAACCCGGUGUCCACGCUGCCGCCGGUGUCGCUGCUGCGGCCCUACUCGCUGCCGGCCGCGCGGCGCGACCUGGAGGCGCCCCGUGGCGUCGCGACGCGCGUCGCGCGGCGCGAGGCGUUCGGAGGGCGCGGCGGCAGGGGGGGCGCCACUCUAGACCGGCGCCUGGUCUAUAGCCGCUUCCGCCCUGGCCACGUGCUGCGCGACGAGGGCUCCCUGCUAACCGCAGCCGCCUUUGCGCGCGGCUACGAGGUGCUGGUGGUCGGCUGCAGCGGCGGGGAGCUGCGGGUGCACGACGCGUACAGCGGGGAGGGCGUGGAUGAGGUGGCGGACGCGCACAGCGGGCCUGUGGUGAUGCUGCAGACCCACGAGCCGCCCGGCGUGUCCCUGGACGACCUGCUGCUGCUGUCGUCAUCGCGCCACGAGGUCAAGCUCUGGCGGGGCGCAGACGUGGGCGCGGGCCAUGCGCACGAGUUCCCCGGGCUCACGCGCGCGCGGUUCAACCCCGCGGGGACGCAGAUCGUCGGCGUCUCGUCGCUGCCGCCCCGUCGCGCGCUGAUCUACGACGCCGCCACCGGCGCGCAGCUGGCCGAGCUCGACGACUCCGCUGCCGCGGCCCUCGCGCGCGGCGGCGGCCAGCCGGGCGCGGACCGCGGGCGCGGCGCGGCGGCGGCGUGCUUCGGGCCGACGGGGGAGCUGCUGCUGUGGGGCACGACGCUGUGGGACCCGCGGGUGCCUGUGGCUGUGCACACGUUUGACCAGCUCAGCGAACACCAGGCCGCGGGCAGCGCGUUCCACCCUGGUGGGCUGGAGCUGAUCCUGAACAGCGAGGUGUGGGACCUCAGGACGUACAAGCUCAUGCGCAGCGUGCCCUGCCUGGACGCAACCUCUAUCACCUUCAACUCGGGCGGCGACGUCAUCUUCGCCCGCCUCCGCCGCCCCAGCGACGACUCGCUCGCCGCCCUGCUGCACCCGCGCCGCCGCCGCCACCCGCUGGCCACCGCGUUCCGCACCGUGGACGCCAGAUCGUACGCGGAGAUCGCGACCGUGGAUGUGGAGAGGGCUGUGCUCGAUCUGGCCCUCGACCCCACUGACUCAUACCUGGCUGUGGUGGCUGUGGACAUCGCGGCCGACACGACCGCGGUCAGCAGCAGCGUGCGGAUGUUUGAGGUGGGACGGCCGCGGCCGGCGCUGGACGACGAGAGUGAUGAGGCGGACGACGCGGAGGAUGAGGAGGAGGAGGAGGGCGACGAGGGUGACGAGGUGGACGAGUCGGCGGAGGAGGAGGCGGCCCUGGAGGACCUGCUGCUCGGCGCCGCCGCCGACGACGCCGUCGCCACCAUCGCCGCAGCCGCCGCUGCCGCGCCCGACGGCGCCGCCGCGGCGGCCGGCGGCAGCGACGACGGCGAAGAGGACGACGGCGGCGCCAACGAGGGCGGUGGCGGCGGCGCGGGCGCGCUGGCGGCGGUUUUCCGCCACCUGCAAGAGAUGGGGGGCGGCGCCGACGUCGACGUCGAGUUGGACAUAUCCGAUGCGGACGAGUUUGAGGAUGACGAGGAUGACGUGUCCGGCGGGGAUGAUCUGGGGGACGAGUACUUGGACGGCCUCGGGGCCGACGACGACGAAGAGGAGGAUGAGGAGGAUGAGGAAGAUGAGGAGGAUGCCGACGGGGCCGGCGGCGGCGGCGAUGAUGAUGAAGAGAUGGACCCGUUUGGCGGCGCGGCCGCAGACGCGGAGGCCGAGGAGGAGGCGGCGGGUGAGCUGGACCUGGACGAAGGGGGCCUGCAGCGGCGGGGCCGGGGCCAGGGGGGCUAG
Messenger RNA from Monoraphidium neglectum, 2232 nucleotides. RefSeq names its product HIV-1 Vpr-binding protein. Gene Ontology annotation, molecular function: protein binding. Gene Ontology annotation, biological process: protein ubiquitination. The coding region runs from base 1 to 2232 and encodes 743 amino acids. The transcript has 8 exons. Gene Ontology annotation, cellular component: nucleus; Cul4-RING E3 ubiquitin ligase complex. NCBI's taxonomy places the organism in Eukaryota, Viridiplantae, Chlorophyta, Chlorophyceae, Sphaeropleales, Selenastraceae. The record is from RefSeq and is a predicted model, not a curated record.